AUGAAGACUGUAAUACGUGGAGUGAUUCUGAAAGAUUACUUGACGUUCAAAACUUUGGCGUCUAAGACGUUUGGCGUUGCGUUGGCUCUCGGCAGCGGAAUUCCGAUUCGGUUUGCAUCACAUUUUGAUCCAGCCUUUAAAAAUGAAACAAGAAGGGCCGAAUGUCUGGCAGCAGCAUGUGCCGUCGGCGUAGCGUGUACAUUUAGUGCACCUGUUGGAGGCGUGCUCUUUUCCAUAGAAGUUACAACGAUGUACUUUUCCGUACGAAGUUAUUGGAGAGGUUUCUUCGCAGCUUGUUGUGGCGCAGUCACGAUUCGACUCUUGAGAGGAUUUGUUGUUCAAACAGAAGUUACCGUCAAUGCCUUCUUUCAAACCAGCUUUGCUCCUGAUGCUUUCGUUGUCAAAGAAAUUCCGCUUUUUGUGGUGCUUGGAGUUAUUUGUGGAGCUUUGGGAGCUCUGUAUAUUUCGUUUUAUAGAACAGUUGUGCUAUUUCUCAGGAACAAUGAGCGUGCUAAAGCGCUGUUUCAGCGGCAGUGCUUUCAGUUGGAUCGUCUACCCAAUAUUCGUACCUCUUGUAUACAGCAUCAUUUCUUUUCCGCAUGGUCUCGGACAAUUUUCUUCAGGAAGGGUGAGUAUGAAAAAGAGGGGAAUCCUGAGCUCAAAUUCGGAAUGAACCUGAAGGACUUCUUCACCAAUUGCACUUUUUCUGAGGAUCCGCCUUCAUUUCUUGCUUGCAACAGAGAGAAUUUUGAUCACUGGAUGGACAACCGGGAGAGCGUUAUAGCUUUGCUAGUUAUUUUCAUCAUAGUGCACUUCGUCUUCUCAAUAGUAUGUAUGACGCUGCCAGUUCCUUCCGGAGUGUUCAUGCCGAUAUUUGUCUUGGGUGCCGCGAUUGGAAGGCUGAUGGGGGAGAUCGUAGCAAUUGCUCUACCAUCAGGUGUUAUCGAGGGACUCAACAUUUACCCAGGUGUUUACGCAGUAGUAGGUGCUGCGAGCUUUUCUGCUUCCGUCACUCACACUGUUUCUGUGUCGGUUAUGAUUUUUGAAAUUACGGGACAAUUACACUAUAUUCUGCCUGUGAUGUUGGAGGAGAAUAUUAACCGAUUAAAUAAUAAUGUACACAUUCAGAUAUCAGUUCUACUGUCCAACGCUGUAUGUGCCUAUAUGCAGCCUUCGUUUUUCGACACGAUUAUAAAAAUUAAACAUCUACCAUUUCUUCCAGAUAUACCUCCUUCAAAUAAUUUGUGA
Molecule: messenger RNA, 1248 nt
Organism: Haemonchus placei
Lineage: Eukaryota; Metazoa; Nematoda; Chromadorea; Rhabditida; Trichostrongylidae
Source: the annotation of a GenBank genome assembly